AUGGGUCAGCUACCUCGCGCUCGCGUAUCUGCUCCGGCCCGCGCUUUUCUCCAUUGUGGCGUAGACUUUGCUGGCCCCGUGGCAACACGAGCAUCCUCCGGCCGCGGAAUAGCAUCACGCAAGGGAUACAUCGCGGUUUUCAUUUGUCUUUCUACUCGUGCUGUGCAUCUUGAGCUCGUGGGCGGUUACUCGACGUCGGCCUUCCUUGACGCAUAUUCAAGGUUUUGUGCCCGACGAGGUUUGCCUACGGACGUGUACUCGGAUAAUGGGACGAGUUUUAUCAGUGCGGAUAAAGAAUUGACCAAAGUUUAUAGCGACACGUUGCGAGGCCCUGACUUUUUAAAUAGAACUGCAUCGGAUAGGGUGUCGUGGCACUUCAUGCCACCUCACGCCUCUCACUUUGGAGGAUUGUGGGAGGCGGGAGUUCGGAGCGUAAAGCACCAUUUGCGGCGAAUUCUCGGCUCUCACACAUUAACGUUCGAAGAGCUCGCAACUCUUCUCUGCCGAAUCGAAGCAUGCUUAAAUUCCAGGCCACUUGGACCUCUUACAGAUUCAUUUGACGAACUUGCGCCAUUGACGCCAGGCCAUUUCUUAAUCGGUUCGGAAAUUACGACGAGUCCAGAACCUUCUGUUCUGCACCUCAAGGAAAAUCGCCUCUCACAAUGGCAGUUAAUUAGACAGCUUACCGAAAAAUUUUGGCGGAUCUGGCAAAUGGACUAUAUUAACACGUUGCACUAA
Messenger RNA from Solenopsis invicta (red fire ant), 738 nucleotides. RefSeq lists its product as uncharacterized. The coding region runs from base 1 to 738 and encodes 245 amino acids. The record is from RefSeq and is a predicted model, not a curated record. Lineage: Eukaryota; Metazoa; Arthropoda; Insecta; Hymenoptera; Formicidae. The transcript has a single exon. Gene Ontology annotation, molecular function: nucleic acid binding. Gene Ontology annotation, biological process: DNA integration.